Xylaria bambusicola is the source of this 1401-nucleotide messenger RNA. RefSeq names its product NmrA-like family-domain-containing protein. Lineage: Eukaryota; Fungi; Ascomycota; Sordariomycetes; Xylariales; Xylariaceae. The transcript has a single exon. Bases 1 to 1401 code for a protein of 466 amino acids. The record is from RefSeq and is a predicted model, not a curated record.
AUGCCAUCAUCAAAUCCUAUUCCAAUCCAGACUAAUCUGGUGUUCCGCCCAGCACCGGGCGAUCAACAAAUUGGAUCACCAAAAGCUGUACAGUAUUCAAAGCAUAAGCACUCACGAUCUUCAUACUCGGAAUCUUCACCACUUACCGCUGUAUCGAGGAACAACUCGUUGAGCUUCCGUCCUUUAAAGCGCUCCACACCGUCGCCUAACAAAACGAUCGCUGUUAUAAAUGCAAGUGGCCGCCAGGCUGCUUCACUGAUCCGGAUAGCGACGGCUGUUGGUUUCAAAGUCCGUGCUCAACUCCGGAACCUUGAAGGUGUCAUAGCUACGGAGGUAGCCACAAACCCGAAUGUGACCGUCUUUGUUGGAGAACUAUACAUCCGCAAGAAGCCAGAUGAUAAACAGGACGUCACUGCUCAUGGUGACCUCCCGGGUAUACUAGUAAACCACAGCUUAAUCACUGAGCUCUUCAACGGUGCUCAAUUGGCUUUCAUUAACACAACCUUUUACGGAAACGAACUCCAAAUAGGACGGGCGAUUGCAGACGCAGCGAAGAGGGUUGGUGUGCAGCACUAUGUUUAUUCAUCCAUGCCAGAUCACUCUAAAUACAAUUCCUCGUGGCCGUCUCUCCCUCUUUGGGCAGCAAAACACGAGGUGGAGGAGUAUGUUCGAAAAAUUGGGCUACCUGCUACCUUCGUCUAUACCGGCAUUUAUAACAAUAAUUUCACCUCACUUCUUUUCCCAUUAUUUUGUAUGGAGCUGAAGCCUGACAAUUCUUUUGAAUGGCAAGCCCCUUUCCACCCAGAUGCUAAAUUGCCGUGGUUAGACGCAGAGCAUGAUGUUGGGCCAGCUAUUAUUCAGCUAUUCAAAGACGGGCCUGCUAAAUGGAAUGGGAAACGCAUUGCACUUGCUUAUGAGUAUUUAACUCCUUUAGAAGCAUGUCAUGCUUUUGAGAAGGGGGUUGGAAGGCCGGUGAGGUACAAGAGAGGACCAAUCGAAGUCAAAGUAAAAAUACCCGAGGGAUAUCGGGAGCAGCUCGAAGGUUUAGAGAAGUUGUUCUCACCGUCCAACAAAGACGCCGAUAAACAACCGCCUUACUUUGGUGACCAGAAGCUUGAUGAUAGGUGCCCUGAUGAUGCACUGGCAUUGUGGGAAGGACCACGAGGCCUUGAAGAAUACGCACGCGAAAUUUUCCCCAUGGAAGAAGAGGCCAAUGGCAUGACAUGGAUGUUCGAUGACGAGGACGGUGCCACGUAUGAACAACCGGACGCGACCGUUGAUAUUUCCAACAUCAACGAAAAGGGACAGGAUGGCAACGAAGGAGACGGAGACGAUGACUCUUUCGAUGAAGGCCUUGUGAUGAGAGGCUUGAAGAGGGACGAAGAAGACUGGCUAGCAUAG